Epithele typhae is the source of this 1851-nucleotide messenger RNA. Its product is annotated as IgA peptidase M64-domain-containing protein. NCBI's taxonomy places the organism in Eukaryota, Fungi, Basidiomycota, Agaricomycetes, Polyporales, Epitheliaceae. The record is from RefSeq and is a predicted model, not a curated record. The transcript is spliced from 9 exons. Gene Ontology annotation, molecular function: metallopeptidase activity. The coding region runs from base 1 to 1851 and encodes 616 amino acids.
AUGUUUUCUCGUUCUUUGCUAGCACUUGCCUUAGGCCUCACAGCCUUCACGGUAGCCGCAGAACCCACAGCCCGGCCGUUUGAAGUGGUCGUCAACAGAGACCCCCGCUCUGGCCGCUGCACGUUCUUGAAGCUCACGGACACGCAGCCGUACAGGGGCCUCCCGCGCGAAGGGCUCGUCAAGAGGAAGGCGCUCCCCACAGGCGAAGAGGGGCUCCAGUUCAUCACGCCCGACGAAACGCGCGGCUGGGAGUUUGCAGAGCGCACCUGCGGGGACAGGCGCGGCUGGGACUUCCACGUCCACGUCGGUGCGGACCUGCAAGGGGCGCUGGGUGCGCAGUACGGUCGCCGGGUCGACCCGCCGCCUCUGGACGUCGAGCCGCUCAUCACUUCGGGCGACGCGGACAACCGCGUCGAUCUCGUCUUCUUCUCAGACGGAUACACGGAAAAGGAGCGAGGGAAGUUCUUUGAAGAUGCUCUGAGGCUUGCGGACGACAUCUCCGGAAAUCAGACGUUCUACACCGUCAAGCCGUUGCUCAACUUUUGGGCCGCGUUUACGCCCAGUGCAGAGAGCGGCGUUGGAAUAGGAGGCAAGCCUAAAGACACGCCGUUCGGGCUGUACCGUGAUGGAACCGAGCUUCGUGGUGUCUACUACAGCAAGCCGGAGGUUGCUCGAGCUGCGUGUGCUUCUAUGGGCAGCCAGUGCGACUACCCUAUUUUGAUGGGCAACGACCCGUUGUAUGGAGGUGCGUCAACAGUAGUUCUCGUGAUCACCCCGUCGUUGGCAAAUGGGCCUCUGGUACUCAGGCACGAGCUCGGACAUUCCAUUAUCGAGGUCGGUGAAGAGUACGACGGGGGCUUUGCCUACUUCGGCGUGAACGCUGCACACAACACCACGAUUGACGGCAUUCCCUGGGCUCACUGGCUCACUCCCACGAAGCACGACCACGACCAUAACCGUGCGUUUGACGCGCAGAUCCCACUCCAGGAUCAGGAAGCGCUUACGACAGUACGCGUCGAGCGGUCCGUCAUGCCCCUUCAGAUCUACGCGUGGACGAUGCUCAACACCUCUGCCUCCUGGACGACAAACUUCACCUCCUCCGGGACCUACUCGUGGUCGAUUAUCCGAUUCUCGCUCUCCGGUCUUCCUUCCGCCUCAGACUUGUCUGUCACCCUUGACGGGAAAGAUCUCGGCUGGGUCCCGCGGACGGACAUCGGUCUCGAUCGAUGGCAUUAUGACAUCAAGCUGGAGACUCCGAUGGACGGCGGGGAGCAUGUGUUGAACUUCACGCUCCUGUCCGACGCACGCGAAGGCGUAGCACAGCUGUGCAGCGUCGAGGUGCUCGAGUUCGGGAGCGCCGACGAGUUCGUGGCAACGCCAGGACAUUACGGCCUGUACCCGACGUUCUCGGAGACGAACGAGACCUCCUUCCGGCCGACGAACGAGGACUGCCUGAUGCGGAUCGUGACGACGCCCGACUUCUGCAAGUCCUGCACCGAGGGCCUCUGGCACGCCCUCCUCCGGCGCGUCUCGCUCGUCGACGGCCUCGCCGUCGGCUGCGCGUCGCUCGCGCGCGCCGCGGCGCCGUCGCGCGUGCUCGACCUCGCGCUCGUCCCGCUCGCGCACCUGCGCGCCGCGCCGGUCGGCGUCGACGAGGCGCUGAUCAUCACGUGGACGCGCGACGGCGUGGAGGUGCCCGAGUUCGCGAACGCGACACGCUUCGUGGACGACGGGGGCGCGGUGGGCAGCUACGCGGUGCGGGUGCGGUACGCGACGGAGGAGGUGCGCGUCGACCCGGACGGCCUGCUGGAGGCGACGGCGGCGGUCGUCGUGACGACGCGGUGCGGGUGA